AUAAAUCUACCUACAUUUUACUUUGUUUUCUUGUUUUUAUUGAACUAUUUUCCUGUCCUGUCUGUCUCUCAUCUUCCUGCAUCUCCUCUAAACUCUCCAGAAAAUCUGCUGCCUGGAUUCUUACUUUUUCACCUCAUCAGUUACUUCUGAGCAGAUCAAAGGGAUCUCCUGACCGCAAAGCGGAGAGCGCGUUUCGAUGCUGCGUCAGUGAGGUGAAAUCUCCGCAGCACAGGUCAUGAGGUCCGCAGUAGCAGAGCGCUACAGGCACAAAUAAGACAGAAAGUUGAGAACAUGAGCGGACAUGAACGAUCAUGGGUUAAUUAUAGUUUUUUGGUUGCGCCACUUUGAGAAUGGACAGUGCGCUGGACGCAGCUGCCUGGAGCGCUGCGCAAUAACGCGCUGUGCUGCUGUCAGUGCUCUAUGCUCAAAAGAGUCCAUAAAUGAUGUAAUAUCGGUAGAACACUUUUUUCCGGCUCCCCUGGAUGUGUAGGAUAUACAGCUCCCCCAUAAUUCGAUCCCUGCUCCUGGAUGAAAAACCGGACAUUUUCAUCAAUACAAGAACCCCCAGUCCGGACGCCCGGACAGAGUGAAAAGUGGACACGGUCCAUCUCCUUUACUUUUUGUAUUGUUUUCUCUCUAUAAACAUGCUGUUAACUUGCUUUGCACAUCUUCUAAUUGAAAUCUGUCUUUAUCAUAUAUAUAUUAUUUUUUCAUAAGCUUGCGUUUGGUGCCGCUCCCCCGGCGUGGUGCCCUACGCGCUAUGCGUGGUGUGCGUGUGCGGAGCGCCGGCGCUGGCGGUCAGUAAGUGUAUUCUCAUGCGUCUGCUCAAUCAGGGAACCUCUGGGUCAAUGUUCUGCUCUAAACUUUGCAUUUAACUUUGUAACUUUUAUUACUUUGAGACUUUUGUGUGUUUUAGCGAGCUUUUUCACUGUGGCUGCCAACCGGAGAGUUGUUUAUGCCCCCCACAAGCAAGAAACAGCUACGGAGAGUAGUGAGGGACAAAUAGGGAGUGUAAUAGGGAGUGUAAUCCUGACAAGAGAAUGCAUGAGAUGAGGAUACUUAAUGAAUUUAGCUUAACAUGGUAGAUUUUUUUUCUCCAGAAAAGUAAUAAUUGCUGGUAAUAUUGUGGAUGAUAGGAUAUGAUCCUCCUCUAGAUACAAAAUAAAUUAUUUUACAUUAAUUAUAAUUAUAUGAUUAACUGAAAGUACCUGUGGGACAUGUGGGCGAUGGUGGCACAGGAGUUAAGUGCUCCCCCGUAACCGGAAGGUUGCAGGGUCGAGCCUCACUCAGUCUUUUGCUGCCAUUGUGUCCUUGGGCAAGACACUUAACCAACCUUGCCUGCUGGUGGUGUUCGUAAGGCCACAAAGCCGGGUGAAAUGUCUUACUUACAGACAAUGACAAAGGCUACGAAUGAGCUAGGAUCAAAAAAGCAAACCUCCAGUUUCUGGACAACGCUCUAUACCUCUCAAGCCAUUGCUGCCCUUCUUAAUUAGCGUUCAAAAGGCAAGUCACCCCCUUUUCAGUUUUUAUUUGCUGAUGAACUGUAUAAAAGAGUUGUCUAAUUUCAUUUUUGGUUCUUUUUUGAAACACAGAUAAGGUUGUCGCCCUCUGCUGCCCGCUCUCCCCUCUCCGAUGAUGCAGUCGCAUGCACGAUCCAAUGUGUAAACCCCAUCGUCUCUGUUCAUGGUCCCACAUCAGACCAUGAACAGAGACGAUGUCUAAUUUAAAAUGUAAAGGAAAAUUUAAACUUAUGAUUCUUUCAUAAAGGUGAAUUAUGAAAAUGGCAUAACAAAUAUAGACAAUGAGAAUAUUCUCAAAGCUCAGAGGACACACGCAGCAUAUUGUGCAUGCUGCGUCAUAAAAGGCGUAGCCAAAGUUUGCUGGUCGAGGGUUGAUUGUGUUUGUUCAUCCACCUGAUGCACAAUAGAAGUUUAUAAGCCAGUUUGAACACGUUUACACCCACACACAUUCACACAAGGAAUGGAGAUUCAGACUCUGUUUAUUGGUUUGAGUGCAGUAGGGAUUUCCCUGGAUCUGAUGUCGGUUGUUGUCUUUGGUGUUUUGCUGGAUGAUCAGAGAGACACCACCGAACCAAUAGAGACUCUGACUGGUAUUGGUGUUAGCACGGAGGCUUCAUUAAUGAAAUGUACUUUGCAGGGUACACCUCGUUCACCUGCAUUCUCAAAGGAAGGUGACUUUGUUAUCGGAGGUGCUUUUUUCAUUCAUUACUCAAUGCAAACUGUGACUUACAGCUACACAACCAAACCUGAUACUCUGAUGUGCACAGGAAGCUUUAACGGUCGGGACCUGCGUUUUUCUCGUGCGAUGAUUUUUGCCAUUGAGGAGAUAAACAACAGCACAGAGCUGCUGCCAGGCAUUAAUGUUGGAUACCAGAUCUAUGAUAACUGUGCUUCAGUACUUGUGGCAACUCAAGUAGCAUUUGAACUGUUAAAUCGUCAGGAUCCUGUGUUUUACAAAGACAGCAAUUGUUCCCAGAAUGGUGCAGUGACGGCUGUCAUCGGAUCCUCUGAAUCCACACCAUCUAUCAUCAUGUCACGCAUCAUUGGGGCCUUAAACAUCCCCUUGGUCAGCCACUUUGCUACUUGCAUCUGUUUGUCAAACAAGCAGCAGUUCCCAACGUUUUUCCGAACAAUUCCCAGUGACCAGUUCCAGGCUGAUGCACUGGCCAAGCUGGUGAAACACUUUGGCUGGACUUGGAUAGGUGCUGUCCACUCAGACUCAGACUAUGGAAAUUAUGGGAUGGCAUCGUUUCUUGCUGCAGCGCAGAGAGAGGGAAUCUGUGUGGAAUAUUCUGUGUCCUUCUUUCGAACCGACCCACGUAGCAAGAUCCAGAGGGUUGCUGAUGUCAUCCGCAGGUCAACAGCAAUGGUUGUAGUAGCAUAUACAGCCCCUGGAGAUACGCCUGUUCUAUUAGAGGAGUUGGCUCGAGAUCCUCCGCCACCGCAUCAGUGGAUAGGAACUGAGGGCUGGAUAACUGACCAACAACUCAUGGGCUACAGUUUCUGUGCAGGAGCCUUUGGAGUUGCUAUUCCAAAGUCAGUCAUUCCGGGACUGAGAGAGUUUUUACUGGAUCUUUCCCCCAGUGAGGUAGCCUCCUCCCCAGUGCUUUCUGAAUUCUGGGAAGAUGCAUUCCAAUGUACAUUAAUAAAAGAUGCUGUCUCAAGUAAAAGAGUGUGUGAUGGAACUGAAGAUGUAAGAAAACUCAAGAACCCGUACACUGACACAUCUCAAUUAAGAGUUACAAACAUGGUGUACAAGGCUGUCUAUGCAAUAGCUCAUGCUAUUCACAAUGCAGUGUGUCACAAAACCAAUCUCACGAUUAAGUGUGACAAACACAACAAACUGGAGUCAAAAACGGUUUUAACUGAACUAAAGAAAGUAAGCUUUACCCACAAUGGAUAUCCCGUGUCUUUCGAUGCUAAUGGAGAUCCUGUAGCUUUUUAUGAGCUGGUCAACUGGCAGAAGAGAGAGAGUGGAGUUAUUGAGCUGGUAACAGUAGGGUACUAUGAUGCAUCACUGCCUAAAGGACGGGAGUUCCGUAUAAUUAGGGAUAUAACCUGGUUUGAUGGCAGCUCACAGCUGCCAGCAUCAGUGUGUUCAGAGAGUUGUACCCCUGGGACACGCAAAAUGCUGCAGAAAGGAAAACCAGUAUGUUGCUAUGAUUGUAUACCAUGUCCUGAAGGAGAGAUUAGUAACACAACAGAUUCUCCAGACUGUUCCCCGUGUCCCAGUGAAUUGUGGCCUAAUGCACAAAGAGACGCUUGUUUCCCCAAACCUGUGGAGUUUCUUUCCUAUGAUGAAGUCCUGGCAAUCAUCCUGGCUGCAUUCUCUGUUAGUGGGGCCUGUCUGGCCAUCAUAACAGCAGCUAUUUUCUUUCAUCACAGAACAACUCCAAUUGUCAGAGCCAACAACUCUGAGCUGAGCUUCCUGCUGCUCUUCUCUCUGACUCUGUGUUUCUUAUGUUCAUUAACUUUCAUCGGAGCUCCCUCUGAUUGGUCCUGCAUGCUGCGACACACAGCGUUUGGUAUCACCUUUGUUCUCUGUAUCUCCUGUGUUCUUGGCAAAACUGUAGUGGUUUUAAUGGCCUUUAAAGCUACACUUCCAGGUAGUAAUGCCAUGAAAUGGUUUGGGCCUCCACAGCAAAGAAUGACUGUUGUGUUUUUCACAUUUAUUCAAAUUAUAAUCUGUACUGUGUGGCUGUUACUCAGCCCUCCAUUCCCAAUGAAGAAUCUGAGCACAUACAAGGAGAAGAUCAUCCUGGAAUGUGCAUUAGGUUCUGCUGUUGGGUUCUGGGCUGUGCUCGGGUACAUUGGCCUGCUGGCUGUUUUCUGCUUUGUGUUAGCUGUUCUAGCUCGGAAACUACCUGAUAAUUUUAAUGAAGCCAAGCUGAUAACCUUCAGCAUGCUGAUAUUCUGUGCAGUGUGGCUCACCUUCAUCCCAGCAUAUGUCAGCUCUCCUGGAAAAUUGACUGUAGCUGUGGAGAUAUUUGCUAUUCUGGCCUCCAGUUUUGGACUGAUUCUGUGUAUAUUUGCUCCAAAGUGUUUCAUCAUCUUAUUUCAGCCUGAGAAGAACUCUAAGAAAUCUUUGAUGAACAAGAACUAAAUGUAAUAAAAACAACAUUUAAAAAAAAAUCCAAAAUGUAAUCAGUGCUCUAAAAUGUUAAACUGCUUCCCUCUGUUGACUUAUUUUUUUGUAAUCAUAAUUUGCAUUCAGGAAUAAAUGUGUGGGGGAAAAAAUCAUUUUCAUCUUUUAAAUAUUUUCUACUUUGCUCAAAAGGCGUCUUUUUUUAGCCUAAUCAUGUCCAACAGCUAAAUUAUCUGUGUGUGGUCAAAGAGAUACAAUAGACCCAUGGUUAUUGUAACCAGAGCCUUGUCAGUGGAUUGAAGGAGGUGGAAUCCAUAUCAUACUGUACCAAAUUUAUUUAUAAAGCACAUUUAAACACAGUCAACAAUGUAAACAAAUAGUAAGAACAUUUUUAUGGGUGAGGAAAUGCAAGGUCAUAAAACUUAGGUCUUAAAUACACUUGGAUACAGUUUGGAUUCCUGGAAGUGAAUCAUCAUGUGUCUUUCCUUUCUUUCCAUUGAGGACCCAGAGGACAUGUGGUUUGGAGUUAUGAUUGGAGAGGAUUAGGGUCAUAAAAGGCAUAACCAAAGAUUCCUGAUGGUGUUUUGUGUUGAACCACAACGUCAUGCACAAAGGAAGCUUUAUAAACU
Molecule: messenger RNA, 5234 nt
Organism: Nothobranchius furzeri (turquoise killifish)
Lineage: Eukaryota; Metazoa; Chordata; Actinopteri; Cyprinodontiformes; Nothobranchiidae
Product: extracellular calcium-sensing receptor-like
Biological process (GO): G protein-coupled receptor signaling pathway
Cellular component (GO): plasma membrane
Molecular function (GO): G protein-coupled receptor activity
Source: RefSeq, a predicted model, not a curated record